This is a messenger RNA of Erythranthe guttata (spotted monkey flower), 1897 nucleotides long. The record is from RefSeq and is a predicted model, not a curated record. Lineage: Eukaryota; Viridiplantae; Streptophyta; Magnoliopsida; Lamiales; Phrymaceae.
GCUAAAUGAAAAUAACCCAAAUAUGGCCAUCCCUUUUCAUCAUUCUAUAUAAUUUCUCAUUGUCUCUCUUCUAUAUAUUAUCAACUAUAAGAAGGAGAGAGAAACAAAAACUUAGAGAGAGAGAGAGAGAAUUGGAGAUGGAGGAGGAAUCAACUGAUAUGCAACUGGUUUUGAUCCCAUGGCCAGUGAUGGGCCACGUCCAAAUAAUCGAGUUUGCCAAGCUCAUCAUCCACCGUCAAAACCACCUUCUUCCUCUUGGUAGAACUCUUUCAGUCACGGUGCUCGUGAUCAAGCUCCCUGAUUAUAUCGACACCGUGAGCAGCUCAUUUGCUGACUCACUCUCUGCUUCCUCCUCCACCACCGGUGCCGCCGCCAGCUCAGGCCUCAACUUCUUCCUCCUCCCAACAACCGAUCCGAUCCCGGCCGAAUGGAGCAGCAGAACGCGCGGAUACUUCAUGCAUAACCUCGUACAGAGCCAGAAAUCAAAUGUUUCGGAUUUCCUCCGUUCUCGCCGGAGAAGAAUCGCCGGCGUGGUGGUGGACAUGUUGUGCACCACGAUGAUGGGGGUGGCGGAGGAUGUCGGCCUCCCUAGCUAUGUCUUCUUCACUUCUCCGGCGAGUUUCUUGGGUGCCAUGCUCCAUUGUCAGACCCUCCACGACCAGCAGAGCAUGGACGUGGCCGAGCUGAGGAAUGCAGAUUCCGACGUACACAUCCCGAGUUUCGCCAAACCGGUCCCACCUCAAGUCCUGUCUAUGGUUCUUGUGGACAAGCAAAUCUGGCUCGAGAGAUUCCUUCACCACGCUCGAGACUAUAGACGAGCCAAGGGCAUAAUCGUCAACACCUUCACCGAGCUAGAAUCGCACGCGCUCGACUCGUUUUCACUUGACUCAGCAUACGGGGAUGGAGGCAAUAUCCCCCCGGUUUACCCCAUAGGUCCAAUUAUGAAUCAUCAUAGGCACAGCCGGUCGAGCCCCUCAUCGGAAGUAAUAAUAAUGGAAUGGCUAGAGAAGCAACCACCGUCCUCGGUGGUGCUCCUCUGCUUUGGGAGCCAGGGGAGUCUGCACGAGGACCAGGUGCGCCAGCUGGCGGUAGGGCUCGAGCGGAGCGGACAACGCUUCAUCUGGUCCCUCCGGCGACAGUCGCCGGAGGGCGAGGAGGCGAAGUUUCCGAGCGAGUACGGCGGCCACGACGCAUUGAGAGGAGUUCUGCCAGACGGGUUCCUCGACAGGACGGCCGAAAAGGGGAAGGUGGUGGGGUGGGUCCCACAGCUGGAGUUGCUCUCGCACCGGUCGGUUGGGGGUUUCGUGUCGCACUGCGGAUGGAACUCGGUGCUGGAGAGCCUGUGGUGCGGGGUGCCAAUCGCUACGUGGCCGUUGCAUGCGGAGCAGGAGAUGAAUGCGUUCCAGCUGGCGAGGGAGUUGGGAUUGGCGGUGGUCAUUACUCUGAGCUAUGACGAGAGGAAGAGUGUGGUUAUGGCGGCGGAAAUCGAGAGGGGGAUACGGGAAUUGAUGGAGGAGAGUGGCAGAGGGAGUGAGGUGAGGAAGAGAGUGGAAGAGAUGAGUGAGAAGAGCAAGUUGAGUGUGGUGGAAGGUGGAUCUUCUUACAUUUCUCUCAACAGAUUGAUUCAUAAUGUGAUGAGCAAUGUUCAUGUGCCCGAACAAUGAUUCAGUUACAAUUAAUCCGUCCAUAGUUAACGUGUCGAUUAUGAGAAUAUGACACGGUCGACCAAGAGCAUGUCUACUUUAAAAGUUAUGAGCAGUUUGAUGUGUACCUUGUAUGGUUUAUUUAUUACUCACUCGGAGGGAGUUCGAUGCUACACCGAGUUAUUGUUAACCUUAAAUGGGGUUAAAUAACCUCCCACUUAAACACAUGUACACGUGUAUGUGUAUUUUAAUUA